Messenger RNA from Phymastichus coffea, 3445 nucleotides. It is a transcript of the gene Sec8, whose product is annotated as exocyst complex component 4. NCBI's taxonomy places the organism in Eukaryota, Metazoa, Arthropoda, Insecta, Hymenoptera, Eulophidae. The record is from RefSeq and is a predicted model, not a curated record. Gene Ontology annotation, cellular component: synapse; growth cone membrane; exocyst. Bases 274 to 3207 code for a protein of 977 amino acids. The transcript has 13 exons. Gene Ontology annotation, biological process: Golgi to plasma membrane transport; chemical synaptic transmission; exocytosis.
AUAGCAAUACAUGACAACAAUUGUGGCACUAUUCCCUAAAAUAUCAUUAUAUAUGUGUGUGUGUGUGUAUGUGUGUGUAUGAUAUGUAUAAAUAUCCACAACACAAUGUAUAAAGUUCAUUCAUGUAUAUUAUAAAUAAUUAUAAGUAAAUGACAACUAACUUUACAGUGUUCUGAUAGAACAUUGAUAGAACAUGGCUAAUCAUCAACAUUUAAAUUGACAAUAGUACUUCGCUUAGCUCGCUGUUUCAACCGCUGAAGCACGUAAAUAAACAUGGAGCUAAAUAUUUCCCCUCCAAUAAAACCUCCUAGAGGAAUAAAACCAUCAAAGGAAACUAGUGGCUUAUUAAUAACUGUAAUCCGUACUCUUUCUGCGAGUGAAACUAAUGAGCAAAGAGAAAUUGAAAAGGCAAAACUUGAAAAGGAUUAUAAACGAUGUGAUCAAAAACUAGAUGAGCUUGUUUCUGCUCAUGAACAAGAUUUGACUGAGGUUAUGAAGAUAUUCGGAAUAUUGUCUGAAAGAGUGACAGCAGCUCGUGAAAAGAUUCAUUCUGUAAAAGAAAAUUUAAAUGCUUGUAAACAGCUUUUGAAUUGUAGGAGAGAAGAACUGAUGAAACUUUGGUUAGAAGGAGUAGAGCAUAAUCAUGUUUUACAUUUGUUAAAUGACAUAGAUCAGCUGAAAGAAAUACCUGCCAAACUUAGCAUGCACUUGGGGAAAAAGCAUUAUUUACAUGCUACGCAAUUACUUGUUUCUGCUCUCUCAAUGGGGGAUGGUACUUUGGAAGGAGUAGAGGCUCUUCGUGAAGUUAGAAUAGAUUUGGAAACAAAAAAGCAAAAACUUAGCAGUAAGCUUUUAGAAGAACUGAAUAAACAGCUAUACAAGGAGCAGCCUAAAGACCUUGGCUUGAGAAGACAAGGUUCAAAUAGAGAUUUUCAGCGUGGAAUGGAGAUACGCAAUUCUAAGGGUAGCAAAGUGAAAAGAAAUUUAUUGGAUGUUGGUGUACCAGGUUAUUUGUCUGGACAGGUUUCUAGAAAAACUAGCAGUGUUGGUUUGGAGGAUUUGAAUAAUAUUGUAGAGGAUGAGACAAAUUUCAACCCUGAAGAAAAUUCUGAAUAUUUUCUUGCUAUUAUCAUUGAAUGUUUGGCACUGUUAAAUCAAAUCCCUGAGGCCAUAGAAGCAGUAAAAACUCAAAUGCAAAAUGAAUUGUUGAAAAUUACUGAGCAAAUAUCAAAGAAUAUAGCCGAAUCGUCUGAUAAACAACAAAAUAUAAAAAUCAAAGAUACAUCUCUACCUAGUGGAGUAUCAGUGAGCCAAUCUCCUCUAUUAGAACUUUUGAAUGCCACAUUUGAAAGGUUUCAACAAGUAAUUGCUUCACAUUCUUUGGCCUUGUGUGGCUUUGCCCGUGUUAUUAAAAAAUAUAAUAUAGAAGUGCCUGUUUAUGAAGUUACAGAUGUUUGGAAUAACAUUCAAGCAGUGAUGCAAAUACUGUUGACUGAAUAUUUGGAUGUACAAAACAUAGUUGAUGGACCUUUCCAAAGUUCUGUGACAUUAAAUGAACAAACUAAUGACAUCAAUGCUUAUUUUGCUAAGAAAAGAUCACAAAGACAGAAAAACGAAUUGUUAUUCAAAUUUGAGUCAUCGACACAUACAAUAACUCUAAAUAAUUAUCUGAAAGAUCAUAGAUACAGUAGUUUGUCUUUGAUGGAUGCCAAACAAACGAAGACUACCAAAAAGUUAGUUUGUAAUCCCGAUCCAAAGAAUAUUAUUUUAGUAUUCAGGCCGAUAAUGCAAUUCAUAGAAGAAGUUGAGCGAGCUCUGGGCAUUUCCGCUGGAGGUACCGAGUGCACAUUGAGCAACUUCUUGGCGGUGUAUGUAAAGGAAGUUUAUCUAGGUAGACAUCACGUUUUAGUUGCCACUACUAUAGAUGCAGCUACGAAGAGCGCGGACGCUUGGCGUGCCACAACUUCUACAGAGCUUAUGAAAGAUCUGGGAUUGAACAGGCCACUUUUACAGAGUACCGUAAAAGUUGAGCAGUGCGUAGCAGAGCUUAGAUCGUUGAUGAUAGCGCUGCCUCUACAAGGAGAACACUUUUGUACAUUGGCUUUGAACAUAAUGCACAAUUAUCGUGAGACCUGUCAAACAGCUUACCGCGGCAUCGUGCAACCGGACAGGCACGAUCGACUAAUCUGCUCGGCUGCCUGGCUCAAGGACGAGGAUAUCAAUAGGUUUAUCAAAUCGCUGCCCAACUGGGAAAGCAUGAAGAGCGGUGUGCAGUCACAGCAGCGGGCAAAGGGCCUGCCUGGGUGCCGAAUGCCACGCAGGCAAGAGACUCAAGAUGAGGAGAGCCCGGAGGACAUUCGACAGCGCAAUUUGCAAGAAGCUGAAAUUCUGGCGGCCAACCUGGGAGAAGGGGGCAUCGCCGCCAACGAAAUCAUCUCCGACAGCGAGCAGCUGCGGAAUCUGGCGCUACUGCAAGAGAGCGUCGAGUGGUUCUCUCUGUCGAUUCGCUCGCUGAUCAGAGAGCUGCGCCAGUCGAAUCACGACAGGAGCCGAAUGGACUCGUGCGCCGUGCCGUCGAUGCCCGACAGCCUGGUGCAGAGUCUUGAGCAGGUUGCCGACGAGUUCGACGAGCUUGCCAACACCUGCAUUCUGGUCCUGCACUUGGAGGUGCGGGUUCAGUGCUUCUACUACCUGCACCCGCGGGGUGACGUGAACCUGUUGGCUAAGCCGGGCAUCAAGGAUCCCGGAGAGGCCGAUCCGCGGGUGGAGGAGCUCAGUCGAGUGUUGCAGCACAUUGACGAAGCUCUGCAGUCGACCCUUCACCCGAAGAAAAACAAGUACAUCUUCGAGGGGCUGGACCACCUGAUAGCCAAGAUUCUGAUAACGUCGGCGCAGUACAUCGAGAAGAUCGACGAGCUGGACAUACAGCGGAUGUGCCGUAACGUGUUCACUCUGCAGCAGACUCUGACCAACAUCACGAUGACGCGCGAGCUGGCUCUGGACUUCGCACGGCAGUACUACGAGCUGUUGAACGCGACGCCCGAGGAGGUGCUGAACGGCGUACUCGAACAUGGGCCGCAGUUCACCGAGCUCGAGUACAUCAAUGCCCUGCAGCUAAUUGCCCGCACGCGCCAAGACUUUGCCAUGGUGAACAAACAUCUCGAGAGACUGUCGGAGAUCCUGGGCGAAGUUGGCGUGACCGUUUGACCGCCCGACUGCUUCUUCCCGCGAACUCAUUAACGUGCCUAAUCAUCACGACUUGGUGGUUUUGUUAAUCGUGCGCGAGCUCUAAUCAUUACUAUUGUACAAUAGCACAGCAUAUACUGAGUGUUGAUCGAACAGAAUGAUGUCGCUUGUUUAAUUUGCAAGCAUGUGUAGAGUUAUUUGUAUACACACAUAUAUAUAUAUAUAUAAUAAGCAAUGGUACGACAAUAUAAAGUAGACA